CGCCAUUAACCCGUGACGUCGGAACUGUUACGAGCACAUAAAAUUCACAGUACAAUGACAUUACACUAACUAACAAGAAAUAACGCUUGCAUUAGGAAAACACCAAAGGCAGGUCUGAACAUCUUGGUCUCGCCAUGGGCCGCAUCUUUCUGGACCACAUCGGAGGUACGCGGCUGUUCUCCUGCGCCAGCUGCGACACCAUCCUAACCAACCGCUCGGAGCUUAUUUCCACACGUUUCACAGGAGCUACUGGCAGGUCCUUCCUGUUCAACAAGGUGGUCAAUCUGCAGUACAGCGACGUGCAGGACCGUGUGAUGCUGACCGGGCGACACAUGGUCCGGGACGUCAGCUGCAAGAACUGCAGCAGCAUGCUGGGCUGGAUCUACGAGUUUGCCACUAAGGACAGCCAGCGGUACAAGGAAGGCCGAAUCAUCCUGGAGAGAGCCCUGGUGAGAGAGAGAGAGGGCUUUGAGGAGCAUGCGCCGUCAGAUGUGUACUGACGUAUGCUUGAUGUCUCUUUGCCUGAUCUUCGGUAUGAGCUGUCAUCGUCUUUGUCCUGCGGUGAACAUCAGAGCCAUCAGAACAUAAGAAGGUGCCUCAGAGAUGUUAUCCUGAGAGCGUGCACACACGCACACACACACACACACACACACACACACACACACACACACACACACACACACACACACACACACACACACACACACACACAAUGCAGUAUUAACCUAGUGACUUCUAUAGCCCUGGGCCACACCACAGGCUUUUGCCAUCUCUGUGAUCCAGGCUUGUCCCUUGUGCAGGAGGACAGUGUCAGGCAACCUGCUUCUGGGCUGGAGUUUCUCCAUGAAUGUGGUCCUGUUAGCCAGCUAGCUCCCGGGGUUCCCUAAGGUGAAUCGCUCUGACCGUGAAAAACCCCCAGGCCUUCACUUAAGCAC
Electrophorus electricus (electric eel) is the source of this 935-nucleotide messenger RNA. Its product is annotated as protein yippee-like 5. The record is from RefSeq and is a predicted model, not a curated record. NCBI's taxonomy places the organism in Eukaryota, Metazoa, Chordata, Actinopteri, Gymnotiformes, Gymnotidae.